This is a messenger RNA of Rangifer tarandus platyrhynchus (Svalbard reindeer), 786 nucleotides long. The record is from the annotation of a GenBank genome assembly. NCBI's taxonomy places the organism in Eukaryota, Metazoa, Chordata, Mammalia, Artiodactyla, Cervidae.
AUGAUGAUGUGGUCCAACUUCUUCCUGCAAGAGGAGAACCGCCGGCGGGGUGCCGCGGCCCGGCGGCGGGCUCGCGGGCAGCCCAAGGCCCAGAUGACCCCGGAGCGCGAGGGCAAGAUCAAGCUGGCGCUGCUGCUGACCUCCGUGGGCGCCACGCUGGCCGUGCUGGCCGUCGGCACCGAGUUCUGGGUGGAGCUCAACACGUACCGGGACAACGGCAGCGCCGUCUGCGACGCGGCGCACCUGGGCCUCUGGAAGAUGUGCACGAAGCGACUGUGGCAGGCGGACGUGCCCGCGGGCAGGGACACCUGCGGGCCCGCCGAGCUGCCCGGAGAAGCAAAUUGCACUUAUUUUAAAUUCUUCACCACGGGAGAGAAUGCACACAUCUUCCAGAGAACCACAAAGAAAGAGGUGAAUCAGGCAGCUGCAGUGAUAGCAGUGCUAGGCUUGGCAGUUAUGGCCCUGGGGUGCCUCUGUAUCAUCAUGGUGCUCAGCAAAGGUGCAGAGUUCCUGCUCCGGGUUGGAGCCGUCUGCUUUGGCUUCUCAGGCCUGCUGGUCCUCGUCAGCCUGGAGGUCUUCCGGCAUUCCGUGCGAGCCUUGAUGCAGAGGGUCAGCCCUGAGCCCCCCGCAGCCCCGGCCCUGACCUACGAGUACUCCUGGUCCCUGGGCUGUGGCGUGGGGGCCGGCCUGGUCCUGAUGCUGGGCGGUGGCUGCUUUCUGCUGCUCACCCUGCCUCCCGGACCCUGGAGUCCCCUCUGUCCCAAGUGGGGCCAGCGGGCCCCCUAG